Messenger RNA from Phascolarctos cinereus (koala), 3662 nucleotides. Lineage: Eukaryota; Metazoa; Chordata; Mammalia; Diprotodontia; Phascolarctidae. The record is from RefSeq and is a predicted model, not a curated record.
CUGUUCUCUGUGGCCAACUGGACCUGGCGAGCUGAUUCUGACACCUGGUGGGGGAGAAGGACGCUCUCCGCGGGGUACCGCGGGGCCUGGUGGGAGCUGGCGGCAAUGGAUGAGCAGAGCGUGGAGAGUAUUGCUGAGGUUUUCCGAUGUUUCAUUUGUAUGGAGAAGUUGCGUGAUGCACGUCUAUGUCCACAUUGCUCCAAGCUUUGUUGUUUCAGCUGCAUUCGGCGUUGGCUGACAGAACAAAGAGCUCAAUGUCCUCACUGUCGUGCUCCCCUCCAGCUCCGAGAACUGGUAAACUGUCGUUGGGCAGAAGAGGUUACCCAACAGCUUGACACCCUUCAACUUUGCAGUCUCACCAAACAUGAAGAAAAUGAAAAGGACAAAUGUGAAAAUCACCACGAAAAGCUUAGUGUGUUCUGCUGGACUUGCAAGAAAUGUAUCUGCCAUCAGUGUGCACUUUGGGGAGGAAUGCAUGGUGGACACACUUUUAAGCCUUUGGCGGAAAUUUAUGAGCAACAUGUCACUAAAGUGAAUGAAGAGGUAGCAAAACUUCGUCGACGACUCAUGGAAUUAAUAAGCUUGGUUCAAGAAGUGGAAAGAAAUGUAGAGGCAGUGCGAAGUGCAAAGGAUGAACGUGUUCGAGAAAUUAGAAAUGCAGUGGAGAUGAUGAUUGCACGUUUAGAUACACAACUGAAGAAUAAACUUAUAACAUUAAUGGGUCAGAAGACAUCUCUGACACAAGAAACAGAACUUUUGGAAUCUCUACUCCAAGAGGUAGAACAUCAGCUACGUUCAUGUAGUAAGAGUGAAUUAAUCUCUAAAAGCUCAGAGAUCCUCAUGAUGUUUCAGCAGGUUCAUAGAAAGCCUAUGGCAUCCUUUGUUACAACUCCAGUACCACCAGAUUUUACAAGUGAGUUAGUGCCAGCUUAUGAUUCGACUACUUUUGUUUUAGAGAACUUCAGCACUUUGCGCCAGAGGGCAGAUCCUGUUUACAGUCCACCUCUUCAAGUUUCAGGGCUUUGCUGGAGACUGAAGGUUUACCCAGAUGGAAAUGGAGUUGUACGUGGUUAUUACCUCUCUGUGUUCCUGGAACUCUCAGCUGGAUUGCCAGAAACGUCCAAAUAUGAGUACCGUGUUGAGAUGGUUCAUCAGUCCUCCAAUGAUCCUGCCAAGAAUAUCAUUCGAGAAUUUGCAUCUGAUUUUGAAGUUGGAGAAUGCUGGGGUUAUAAUAGAUUUUUUCGUUUGGAUUUACUUGCAAAUGAAGGCUAUUUGAACCGGCAAAAUGAUACAGUGGUUUUAAGAUUUCAAGUGCGUUCACCAACUUUCUUCCAAAAAUGCCGGGACCAACAUUGGUAUAUUACUCAGUUGGAAACUGCCCAAACUAGCUAUAUCCAACAAAUUAAUAAUCUUAAAGAGAGACUUACCAUUGAACUUUCCCGAUCCCAAAAAUCAAGAGGCAUGUCACCACCAGACACUCACCUUAGCCCUCAAAAUGGUGAUGGUCUUGAGGUGAGAGCUAAGAAAGCAGGAUCAAGUUGUGAAUUGCUUCUUGAGGGUAUGCCUGCUACAGCUUCAGUAAGAGAGGCCAAAGAGGAUGAAGAGGAUGAAGAAAAGAUCCAACACGAAGAUUAUAAUCAUGAGCUUUCAGAUGGAGACCUGGAUAUAGAUCUUGUUGGAGAAGAUGAAGUAAACCAUUUAGAUGGUAGCAGUUCUUCUGCCAGUUCAACAGCAACUAGUAAUACUGAGGAAAAUGAUAUUGAUGAAGAAACUAUGUCUGGGGAGAAUGAUGUGGAAUAUAGUAAUAACAUGGAAUUAGAAGAGGGAGAACUCAUGGAAGAUACAACUGCUGCUGGAGCUUCAGGCAGUAGCCAUGGUUAUGCAAGUGCAAGCCGCAGAACUUCAAGGCGAGCUGGAAAUACAGGGUCUGCAGCUAGUAGCAGUUUAUUAGAUAUUGAUCCCUUAAUUUUAAUACACUUGUUGGACCUUAAGGACCGGAGCAGUAUGGAAAAUUUAUGGGGCUUACAGCCACGUCCACCUGCUUCACUGCUACAGUCCACAGCCUCAUAUGCCAGAAAAGAUAAAGAUCAGAGGAGACAACAGGCAAUGUGGAGAGUGCCUCCAGACUUGAAGAUGCUAAAGAGACUCAAAACGCAAAUGGCUGAAGUGAGAAGCAAGAUGUCUGAUGUAAAGAACCAACUAUCAGAAGUAAGAAGCAGCAAUGUUGGGUCCUGUGAUGUCCAGCCCAACUCUUUUUCUGCUGAUCAGAUGUCUUUGGCUGCCUGUACAACAGAAAGCUGUGGCAAAUUACAAGAUCUGGGAAUGGAACUUCUGACAAAGUCGUCAGUUACAAGUUGUUACAUCAGGAACUCUACAAAUAAGAAAAGUAGUUCUCCCAAACCUCCCCGAUCCGGUACAGCUGGAAGUUUGUCACUAAGAAGAGCAGUAGAUUGUGGGGAAAACAAUCAUCGCCCAAAGGGAGACUGUCAGACUUCCUCUGAAGGGUGCCCUGGAAGCUCACAGUCCAGUAGCAGACAUAGCCCACCCCGGGCCUUGACUCAUGGCAACAUCUGUGAGGUACUGACCAAAACAGAAGACAGACAGUGUGAAGUUUUGGAUCCAGAUGUCCUGAUUGUGGCAGGUUUAAAUGGCUUACCUGUUAUGGAGAAGACAAGAAAAAUGGUCACAUUGGGGUCUAAUGCUAAAGGUUGUCGCAUAGAAGGGACCCCAAUAGCUGAUAUGGAAAACAAUUCUGAAACUGGGGAGUUACAAGCCAUACUUCCUGAAGGGGCUUCAGCUGUGCCUGAAGAAGCAGUUCUCUGUCAGAAGCAUGUUCUUCGGCUCCUGCCAGGAAUGAGCAGUGAUAGUGAUGUUGAGUGUGACACUGAAAAUGAAGAGCAGGAAGAGAAUGCUCCUUUGGAUGGAUUUAAUGACUCCUUCAUGGGACAGCCCUCAGGGGAAGAUACAUGUUCCAGUUUUCCUGAAGGUGAUCAGAUAGCCCUGAAGACCUCAGUUUCACUACUGGCGAGAGCAGUGGAAGAAUUAAUUCAUUUCAUCAAAAAAAGAUUUAUUUAGGCACUGAAGAUGCAAAGAAGAAACAUUUCAGAAAACAGCCCAAUUGUACUGUAUUUUGAAACCAUACUGAAGGAAAUUCUCUUUCUGUAAAACACAUGUGAAAAGAUAUAUUUUCAUAUUUCAAUAAUAGGAUUGUAAUCAGUAUCCUAACACAGAAUUCCUCUAUUACUUUGGAAGCAAAAGUUGGCACGUAUUAGAAAGCACACUUCCAAGUGGCAGGUCCAAUGGCUGUUUAUGUAAGUAAGCACAGAAACUGUGCUUACAUUCUGAUGGAAAUCAUUCUGGUAUUAGUUGAGCCUUGGACAAGAUUCAUUGUUUGGCAAGUGAACAACAAAAGUGAGGCAGAGAGGAAGCAUAUUAUGGGAGGUCACAUACUAAAUCAGGAAAGCCCCUGGGAGUCAUUCUUCCUUCUGUGUCUUAAAAUAGGAUAACCAGGGAAAGUCUGCAGCUGAUUUGGGUGAACUGGAUUUGGGGUUCUAGAAACUUUUUUUGCCUUGACGUUUGAAUUAACUAUUUGCCAUUCAGUGGUGUUUGUGGUAUUGGAAAUGUCUUUGUGUUCAAUAACUAAUAAAAAAAGUUAACUUAUA